AUGGCGUUAGAUGACCAGCUCUUGUUUUUCCAAGAUCUCGUUGUCAAGAUUAAGACGUUGUCAGUCAGUGAAAAACCGACACAGAUUGGCGAAGCUCUCAACGUGGUACAGCACACUAUGGCAAAUGACCCAAACUGCGCUCGCCAAGUCGAGGUGCGCAACUCUGCUAAAGUUGUUAAGUUCUGGAUUAGUGGAGCUCGAUGCGACAAUGAUCUGGGCGACGAAUACGAAAAAUAUGCGUACAAUUUUGCUGAUUAUGGCUACAAAUCCAGCGACAUCGACCACGCUGAAUGGCAAAGUAGUAAAAAGAGAGAACAGUUCACGGCAUAA
Molecule: messenger RNA, 330 nt
Organism: Phytophthora nicotianae INRA-310
Lineage: Eukaryota; Oomycota; Peronosporomycetes; Peronosporales; Peronosporaceae
Exons: 2
Coding region: 1-330 (109 amino acids)
Source: RefSeq, a predicted model, not a curated record